Messenger RNA from Aegilops tauschii subsp. strangulata, 6460 nucleotides. RefSeq lists its product as uncharacterized. Gene Ontology annotation, biological process: protein phosphorylation. NCBI's taxonomy places the organism in Eukaryota, Viridiplantae, Streptophyta, Magnoliopsida, Poales, Poaceae. The record is from RefSeq and is a predicted model, not a curated record. Gene Ontology annotation, molecular function: ATP binding; protein binding; protein kinase activity.
UCAAGACUCUGAACCUCUCACCUAAUCUGUACCUCCUCCUUGGAAAGAAUUCCCCCUUCUCCAAGUCUCGAUCUCAUCCCCUUCCCUUCUUCGAUCCCCUUCGCUAGGAUGAGCUCGUGACAGACUUAAAUGGACACGGACACACGGUCUUCUUCUUCGCCUCUACCCCCCAGUUCAAAACCGUGGAAUAUCCAUAAGCCAAGUCCACAUGCCUUAUGGCCACCGCCGGCGCCGUCGUUGACCGGCUCCUACGCCGGUUGGCCUCCGACGCUCGCCGGUCGGAGCUACCCUCGGGCGUAGACGAGCACGUGGCGCAUCUGUGGCGAACUCUGUCGGGGUUGCAAGUUGUGCUGCUAAGUGUGGAGAGAUAUUUUAGGGCGCGUACGGAGGUGCAGGAUUGGAUGGCGAAGAUAAAUCAGAUUGUCUAUGAUACUGAACAUCUCUUGGACGAGUUUGAAGACCAAAAUGGCAUCGGAUCUGAGAGGACCGGCUGUAUUACAAAGGCAACAUCAUUGUGUUCUUCAUGUCCAUUUUUCUUGUACGAUACCAGAGUGAAUAGAAUGAAGAUACUCAGAAAAAGGUUGGAUCUUUUAGCAAGAGAUUCUGUGGUUUUCAGUUUGAUGCAGCACCCAAAGUCUGAUCUUGAGCAAUCUGAUAUCCAAGAAGAGUUCUAUAGAGCUGCAAUUGUUGGAAGAGAUAGUGACAAAGAAAAAAUAAAGGAAUUAAUGUUGGAAAAUGAUACAGAAACAUUGUCCAUCAUUCCCAUAGUUGGCCUUGUGGGUUUGGGGAAAACAGCUCUUGCCAGAUUAAUUUUCCAUGACCAGGGAGAAGGGUGGAAUUUAGAUCUUCGUAUUUGGAUCGGCUUAAAUAGGAAAUUUGACCUUAAAAACAUUGCUGCUGAUAUAAUCUCACAAGCUAAUGGAACAAAAGAAGGAUCCUCAGAAAUCAAUACCAACAUUCAGAUCCAUGAAAAUCUCCAAUUGCUAAAGGAUCGUUUGCAGAAGACACUUCAUGACAAACGUUGUCUAAUUGUCUUGGAUGACCUUUGUAGCAUAGAUAAAAGCCAGUUGGAUGAACUGAAGGAAAUGCUCAGGCGUACGAACAAGUGGAUCAAGGUUUUGGUGACCACUUCCAGUGAAAUAACUGCAGAGCUAAUGCACACUUUCCCACCGUACAAGUUGUUUCCAUUGUCUGAAGAUGACUGUUGGGAAAUAUUUUCUGAAAAAGCUUUUGGGGAUGGAGGUACUGUUAAUGCAUGCCUGAAGAAAAUUGGGAAGCAAAUUGUGAAAAGAUGUGAUGGAAUACCAUCUUUAGCUCAUUUUCUUGGUUCAGUAGUGCACAAUCAAGUCAUGGAUGUCUGGUUAGCAGCAAGGGAUGAACCAAUAUGGAAAUUAGAGAGCACAUAUUCCAUGAAAGUUAAAGUGUUUUCAUCACUGAAUCAAAUAUACUAUGACAUGCCCUCAGCGCUGAAACUAUGCUUUCUAUAUUUAUCAGUAUUUCCUAAGGGAUCUAUUAUUGAUAAAGAAAAACUUAUCAGACAGUGGAUUGCGCUUGAUAUUAUUGGAUCAAAACACGGAACUUUGCCAUCCUAUGUGCAGGCGGAGAUGUACAUUCAGGACCUUCUGUCAAUACAUUUCCUCCAAGUCAGGAAGACACAUUCAGUUAAUGGAAUGGAGAUCAGUACAUCUCCUACAACACUCUACAUGCAUAACUUCGUCCAUGAAUUUGCAAGGCAUGUUGCUUGCAAUGAUAUUAUUAUUUUGGAUGAUAGAGAAAUGAAUGAUAAUGCAAAAGAGCUCUCCUUCCAAUAUGCAUUGUUGACCCAUCACAAAGAGCAAUCAACACUUUGCAGUGCACUGCUCACAAGGGCAAGGGCAUUACACUUCCUGAAUGCUGAGGCUAUAAAGCUCCAUCGAGAAGCAUUUGAAUUACUGAAGCAUCUGCGUGUUUUGAAUCUCAGUGGAAGCUGCAUUGAAGAAAUACCCGCUUCCAUUGGCCAUUUGAAACAUCUAAGAUACCUUGAUAUUUCUGGCUUAAAGGUUCAGACAUUACCUUCCUCCAUGAGUACAUUGAUAAAUCUUGAGGCGUUGGAUCUAUCAAAUACUUCUCUCAAGGAAUUGCCCUCUUUCAUUGGUUCUUUAGAGAAGCUAAAAUAUUUGAACCUGCAAGGCUGUGACAUACUUCAAAACUUGCCUGCAACCCUUGGUCAUCUCCAAACACUUGAGCAUCUUAGGGUGUCAUGUCGUUAUGAUAUUGGUGAGCUAGCUGACUCUCUCUGCAAUCUUCAGGAUCUUCGGUUUAUUGAUUUGUCAAGCUGCACUGAGCUUCCACAGUUGCCUCGUUCAUUUGGUAAUUUAAUGAAAUUGGAGGAUCUAAACCUAUCUAGUUGCUUCAACCUCAAGCAGCUACCAGAAUCUUUUGGCAACCUUUAUUUUCUUAGGUCUCUGAACAUGUCGAGCUGCUAUGAGCUCGAACAAUUGCCUGGAUCUUUUUGUAAUCUCGUCAAGUUGGAAGUCCUUAUACUUAGGAGGUGUCGUAGACUUCAAAACCUCCCUCCGUCCUUUGGGAAUAUCGAGAACCUUCGAAUUUUGGAUCUAACUGGCUGCGAGGCACUUCAUGUAAGUGUUGGGAUGUUAACAACCAGUUUGGAGUAUCUGAAUCUACAGCAAUGUCUUAAGCUGCCGACUCGGCCUAACUGUUUAAAUAAUUUCACUGGACUGAAGUUUUUGAAUCUCUCACAGUGCAUCCCUACCAUUGACUGUAUGCAAUCUCUUGGCUACUUGUUCAAUCUAGAAUAUCUGAACUUGUCGCAAAAUCCUCUCGUCAUACCUGUGUCUUUUGUUAGGCUUCAGAAGCUGCAUACGUUGGACCUCACUGGUUGUGCUCUUGAGCAUCCAUCCCAUAGUUUACCUCAAAUGUUCCUAGAUAUCAUACAGAAAAUGACAGGACUGAAAUUUCUGUUGACGAAAGAUCCAAUGAUAGUGGCCUGUCUUCCACCAUACAUCCGGUGCUCUGUUAGGAUUGAUGAAAACUGGCACUUAACGACCGACGAGCUUGUUAUUCCAGACCUCACAAGAGGGUCCAGGGGCUUAACUAUUGCAGAGAGAGCAAAUUUGAAGAAUCGACCAGAGCUACGUUUCCUUAAGCUGGAGUGGACUAAUACUUCUCAUCCAGCUGUACAUGGAAUAGAUGAAGAUUUAGGUGAAGAAGUUCUGGAAAAGCUCCAACCACACCAGAGUUUAGAGCAUUUUGAGCUAGUUGGGUAUUCAGGAUUUGCAUGGCCUACAUGGAUGAUGAACAACAUGGUGACUUUACUCCCCAACAUUGUCAGACUCCAUCUGCUCUGCCUUGGAAACUGUAAAGAUCUUCCUCCACUGGGCCAGCUAAUAAAUUUGCGGCACUUGCAUAUAGGAGAUAUGCCUAACCUCGUAAAUCUAGGUAUGGGUCUUUCUGGGGGCACACAGCCCUUCAAGAAAUUAUUACACCUCAAAUUGGAAAAUUUACUAAACCUAGAAGAGUUGCCUAUACUGUUGUUGACAAACAAUGGGAAUCAGCAGUUCAUGUUCCCUGCUCUUGAGGAAUUGUUCGUGCUAUCGUGCCCUAAUCUUAUGUUCAAACCAUCUCUGCCGAAGUGUCAGAAAUAUGGAAUAAAAGAUAGUAACAUGAUUCUGUCAUGUGGGGAACCUUUGGGGCCACUGUCAUCUCCAUCACCAGCAAACAUAAUGAUUACUGGGUGCAGGAUAUCUUCCAGUUGGUUGCAAUGGCUUGAAUCCUUGCAGACUAUCGAGAAAAUAGUAAUUGAUGCAUGUGUGGGGGAUGAUGGUGAAGCAGUAACCUCUUUCAAGCUCCUAGGGGUAAGAUACACGCAAGAAUCAUCCAGUAGAAAGAUUCCGAAUGAAAAAAGGAACCAAAGCUCAUCUGGGACAAGGAUUUUAAAUGAAUUGACCACUCAGGAUGAUGCCUAUACGAGUACUCGCCAUGUUGUGGACGUGGACUCAUCGGGCUGGCAAUCCCCCGGUGAAUCAUCCUUGAUAUCUUUACAGCAAAACCCAGCCACAACAGGCCUUGGUACCUCAAUAAUCCGGAAACUUUUCCCCAAGUUUAAUACCAGUUCGGGACAAUCAGUGGAGCGUAUUACAUCCUCUGCAGUAAGCAUGCCAUCAGUGGAGACUCCACCAACCUCUCACCAGCUGUCUAGGUCCAAAAUGCCUGCACAAAUACCUCGAGUACGAUCCUUGAGCUUAAGCCUUAAGCAGGUUCAGAAGGCUACUCGGAGAUUUUCACCUGCACUUAAGCUAAGUGAAAGUGGAUCCUGGGAAGUCUACAAGGGUAUCUUACCAAAUAACCAAAUUGUUGCCGUGAGGAGAGCUAAAAAGGGCUGUGAUCGUGCUGCGGAAGUUCACAAGAAAGUGCAGCUCCUUACAGCAAUUAAUCACUGGAGUUUGGUGAGGUCUCUAUGUUUUAUUGAUAAAGGAAAUCAGUUUAUUAUGAUCAGUGAGUAUGUUCCAAAUGGCAGUCUAAGGCAACACCUGGAUGGCCAACAUCAGAAAAUCCUGGAUUUGGAUCAACGCAUAUCGAUCGCUAUUGAUGUUGCUAUUGCCUUGACUUAUCUUCAUUUAUGUGCUGCAGGGGAAACAAUGAUCUGUUAUGAUUUGAAGACAACGAAAAUCCUUCUGACAGAGAGUUAUAGAGCAAAGUUGGGUACUUUUGAAUUGUCAGCAAGUGGUGACAUGGAUAAAGUGAUAGGGACAAUUGGCUACAUAGAUCCACAAUACAACCGUUACUGUGAGCUGACAGCUAAAUCCGAUGUCUACACUUUUGGUGUAAUACUCUUAGAAAUUAUAUCUUCCCGUGGACCGCAAAUGUGGGAUCAAGACAUGCGAGACUCAGGGAUCUUUGACAACCAUCUUGGCCCUGGCAUUGCGGCAUGGGCUCUCGAGAGAUUUAAGGCAGGCCAUGUCAGUGAGAUAUUGGAUGACCGUUUGGCGGAUCAUGUGGAUGAAGAAUUUCUUGGAGACUGGCUUGGUUUAGCAUCCUGGUGUACAAGUUUCGAAGUGGAUGAUCGCCCAAGAAUAGAGGAGGUAGGGGAGCGGCUGUGGGAAAUAUGGAAAGACCACAGAAAUCGCAUAGGACAGCCGUACGAGUACGAGAGGAGUUGGGAAGAAUUUGUGAAAGUGGAGUGGAUACCCAGUGGUGUCGAUUCCAGAGACAAGAGCAGCGGGCAUGCGGAGUUUCCUGAAGAAGGGAAGAUGACAAAGCACCAGUAUUCGCCUGAUGUGAGCAGUCCACAGUUGCAAAUGACCCAGUACGACGCUUCUCCUAUCGGUUCUGAUAUUACACUUUCUCCUCCACUCUCUCCCCGGUAGAAAUCAGCAGUUUCGGUUUUGCGCCUGACUGGUAAAGUAGGCGACAAGCUGGACCCUGGAACUUCCGCAGCACCGUGACCUUGAGCCCCUGACAAUCCUUUGUCAUGAACUCUGCUGCUGUAACCCUCUGCUGACUGGUUACACUUGUACUCCCUCUGUAAAAAAAUACAAGUGUUUAGAUCACUACUUUAGUAAUCCAAACGCUCUUAUAUUUCUUUACGGAGGGAGUACCAUUCUCAUCGACCAUGGACGAGCUGUGCUAAGCUGACAAAACCAGGCUGCUACGACUCUGAACUCCGUCCAUGCCCAUUGUGCAUGGUGAUUCGAGGCCAUUGACGUCGCCAGGAAGCUUACUGGAGGACUGCAAGGAAUCUGCCGUGUUCCCUACAGGAUUGCCGUCCGCACGUCCCUUGCCCUGAAUUGGAUCCUUUUAUGUGUUCUGCUGCUGCAAUCCAGAAACGCUGCAGAGUUUGAUUGUAGUUUUGAGGGUAGAAGAGCCCACACUAUUGUCUUCUUCACAGCGCCUGGUUGGGUUUGUUUUGCUCAGUUAAUUGGCACUUUGGUUGCUGGAAACUGCCAACAUGGGUUCUGAGUUUGGGAAUUGUUAAUGCAUGAUCCUUGUUCCAGCAUGGACAAUAUGCAUAGAUUGAUGUGUCGUCCAACCCGUUUGCCGGCGACAGCUCGGCGUUCUCUGUGUAGUUGUAGGAGUCUAGGUGAGGACUGCCUACUACUGGUGAUAAGAUGAUCAUGGGCGCACAGCUGGUUAUUUCCAUCUCGCUUUACUGAACCCACGAUGAGUUUUCUGCGCAUGUGGCUGGUUUAGUUAAACUACUAAUUCAUAUACAGAACUUCUACUUCAACCUGAUCAAGCUUCUGAGCUGUUGCACUUCGAGAAUAUUCAACUGUUUUUAUGUACCUGAUGCAUCCAAGAAGCAGGCAUACAAUAGAAGUACAAUUACGGCAUCUUCUAUCUUUUUCCUGUGGCAAGUGACCAACAUGCAGGUUUACUUUCAGAACCAAAAUAUUGUAGUGUUGCACACACCAUGAUAGUGCUAUUAUUUUUUCCCAAUUUAAUUAUCAUCUUGAUCCCUUCA